AUGUCAAAACCAUUAGAGAGAUACCAAAAACUUGGCUUGAAAGAGUCGUUACCAAGAAUUCACAGGUACCCGUUAGCCUGUAAAGAGCUGAGCUUAAUUCUCAGAGGCGCUUACAAGAAAAUUCCCAAGAAUCUUCAAUCGCUCAUCUUCCAGGACACCCUCACCGCCUUUCGUCUCCUCCCUGAAAUGCAGACACGCAAUGCUGUUUUGGCAGCCCAUCUCCUCCUUCAGAGCGUCGAGGCCACGUUGCCAAAGCAAAAGAAGAAUGCAGCUGUUACAGAAUAUAAGAAUGCAAUGGUUGCUCAUAAGAGGCGCACUAAAGCCCGCCAAGAAGAAAACGUUUCAGGUUCAACCCAGCUGCCACAAGAUGUUCUUGUUCACAUAUUCAGUUUCCUCGAUAUGCAAUCUUUAGUCUCUGUUGGACUAGUCUGCUGGUUGUGGAAUAUAGCGGCAAGUGAGAACAAUUUGUGGCGGGCACAAUACACUACUUUCUUCGGGAAUUCUGAUAAUGAUGCAAUGAUUAAGGGUCGACAGAUUGGUAGACUGGUUGAAGAUGAAGAAGGGUAUACACUAUUUUGGCGAGAAGCCUUCAAACGAACAUAUUUAGGUAGUUCUUCAAAGAAAUUGAAAUCCAGUAGGGGAUACUGUAGGGACUGCAACACGAUUGUUUGGCUCGAUAACAUGAAAUGUUCAAAUGAACAUACAGGACUAAAUUCUGAAAAUCAGCAAAUUAAGCUGGUGUUACCCAGUCAGGUGGUUGGGUAUCUCUUGGAUGAUUCUUUAUCAUUGGCAUCUUCUUCAGACAGUGAUAGUGAUUCAGAUGGAGGGCCAUUUUCCAGGUUAUGGGCCUACCAAAGACCCUUGAGCAAAACCCAGUAA
This is a messenger RNA of Prunus armeniaca (apricot), 879 nucleotides long. The record is from the annotation of a GenBank genome assembly. Lineage: Eukaryota; Viridiplantae; Streptophyta; Magnoliopsida; Rosales; Rosaceae.